AUGGCCGCCCCCCGCCUCAUCGCCAUCAUCGGCGCCACCGGUGCCCAAGGGAUCCCCAUCGUGCGAGACCUCGUGCAGUCCGGGGCCUACACCGUGCGCGCCUUGACGCGUGACGCCUCGCACCCGCGGUUCCUCGAGCUGCAGUCCUUCAGCCCCUCCUCCUCCUCCUCCGCGGCAGUAGAGCCCAUCGUUGGCACUUUCACCUCCGAGGACGAUCUGCGCGCCACGUUCCGCGGCGCUUGGGGCGCGUUCGUCAAUAUCGACGGCUUCAACGCGGGCGAGAAGACAGAGAUGUUUUGGACUAUCCGCGCGUAUGAGAUCGCGCUGGAGGAAGGCGUGAAGGUGUUUGUGCUGGGAAAUCUUGAUUACGUGUACAAGAAGGGCGGGUACAAGCCCGAGUUCAGAUGCGGCCACUACGACGGCAAAGGCCGCAUAGGCGAGUGGAUCCUCCAGCAAAACCAGGACAACCAAGACCGGAUGAAAGCGGCGCUCUUCACGACGGGCCCGUACAUGGAGAUGGCCAUCUCGAAGCACACCGCGAUGCCGGUCUCGGUCGAGCCAUCACCCGACACCGGCGCCCCAACCGCGGUGUGGCGGCUGCCCCUCCUCUCCGGCGCCAUCCCCUUCGUCUCCCUCGACGACUGCGGGCCCUACGUCAAAUGGCUCUUCGACCACCCCACCCGCGCCAACGGCCUCGACCUCAGCGUCGCCAUCGCCCACGUCUCCGCCGCCGAGCUAAGCGGCGCAUUCACCAAAGUCACAGGCCGCCCCGCGCAAGUCCUCGCCGACACCCCGCUCGACGAGUACUUCUCCAAGGUCUGGCCCGUCGACCCGGACCUCCCCGCGGCAUACAACGCGGACCCGAAGGACCCCGCGACGCUGUCGGUGCGGCAGAACUUCACCGGGUUCUGGAACUCGUUCAGGCACUCGGCGGGGAACGAGGGCGUCAUUAAGAGGGACUACGCGCUGCUGGAUGAGAUUCAUCCGGGCAGGAUUAGGAGCGCGGAGGCAUUCUUCAGGCGCGAGGAUGAGAAGGGGGUGAGGAAGGGGUUGGGCACGCUGUGGGAGAGGGUGCAGCCGGAUGCCAUGGCGCAUGUUCUGAAGCUUAGUGAGGAUAGUAGGACUGGGAAGUUGUAG
Messenger RNA from Hypoxylon fragiforme, 1137 nucleotides. RefSeq names its product NAD(P)-binding protein. The transcript is spliced from 2 exons. NCBI's taxonomy places the organism in Eukaryota, Fungi, Ascomycota, Sordariomycetes, Xylariales, Hypoxylaceae. The record is from RefSeq and is a predicted model, not a curated record. The coding region runs from base 1 to 1137 and encodes 378 amino acids.